GUGCAGCGAUCAACACCGAUCACAGUGCUCCGGUUGCUCCCCGUACCGGUGGUGCCGAAACGGCCUACUGAAACUGUCCUCUGUGGCCUCAAUUCUGAGGCAUCCGACCAGCGAGAGGAUCGGCUCGCGUUCCUAACCAACCUGACCGUCUCGCACUAGCGCAUUCCAAAUGACAUUCAGAAGGGAUUUGCCUCCCCUGGCUUUCAGUAGGCAUGUUAUAGCUCGCAGUGCGCGUAUGAACAGCCAGCGUGUUUGAGCAAUCUAGGCAGCCAGCCCGUAGUAAGUCCUAACUCGGCGAGUUAACGCAGCGACCGAUCCCUCCUCGUGCAGGCGGCGCAAACCUCUGAUCCGUGCCUACGAUCCAUAGGAGCGAUCCACGAUCCACGAUCCAUAGUUUAGCUACUAAUACGCACGGAGCGAUGGCGAAACGUGCGACGGAUGCAAUCUGAUGCUCUACCUUACUCCUCUUCGAGCUAGUAACCAUCGCGCGGGAUCUCCCUCGCUAACACCAUCAUGACCCUGCCGUCGCCUGUACGGCGCCUUAAACCCUGGACGCCGGUGCGUCUCGUGCAUGAUGUGCCACGUGGAAGUGCCACGUCUCAGCCGAUCACCGCAGAUUCUCGACUCGUGCCGUUAAAUCGACCAGUGACGGAUCGAACUAAACCGAAUCGGCUAUUAUCGGAGCAAAAGCCUUUAUAUUAUAGCCGCACGCGUUCUCAGUUACCCUUGACAGUCCCCUUUAUAUUAUGGGCCCUUCUCCUCCUACCGCUGCUCUCCACCACCCGAUGCUCCGCACUGCGCGCCGAGUCGAGCCCAUUCUUCCCCCGCCGCUCGUCCCUCGCGUGGGCGGCACGUGCGGGGGAACUGGACGGCGGAGGGGGGGAUGGGAGCAGCGGCAACGGGAAAGCGGAAAGCGCGCGGGUAGCAGCGCUUGCGGAAACGAUCGGCGGAGAGGAAAGGGAUGAUCACGCGGAUAACGAUCGCGCGGCAUGGAAGGAGAAAGCGGAGCGGAACGGGGGAGAAGUAGAAAGCGGAGGAGGAAACGGAGGAGCAGAAGGCGAAGGAGGAGGAGGAGGAGGAGGAGAGAAAUACGGAGAGGCGGCUUCAGCGAAGGCAUCUUCUGGUAUUCCUCGACGCGAGACGCAUGACUCACACGAUGCGCCGCUCGCCCAUCCCGAUCGCCGUCGGGCCCUGGCUGUCGGGCUGCCGCGAGUGCACGGUGGAGUGCACGGUGGCCGUGGCCGUGACGGCACGAACGCGGACUUCCUACGCGAGGCGGGCACGCUGCACGUGAAAGGGAUGAUGGCGGCGAGGGGGGACGCCGUGACUGUGGGGGAAGCGGCGGUGGCCGUGGGGGAUGCCGUGGCCGUGGGGCAAGACUUGCAGGCAUCACCGUACGAGAACCCUUCUCCAGUAGUAGCUGAUUCAGCCUCCUCCUCCGCCUCCUCUGCCUCCUCCGCCUCCUCUUCCUCUUUCGCUACCAUCGCCGCAGAACCCCUGUACCCACUCAACCCCCCCGCAACACCGCUCACGGAUAUACUGGCCAAUAGUACGCCCGCUCUCCCCACCAUUCCCCCGCCCUCCCCGCCCGCCCCGCAAUCGGCGGAAAGUUCUCCGCCCGCGGCGGUGGGUUCCGUGCCGGCUUCCCCCCGCCCCCGCAACGAUCUUUCCCCGCCGUCGCGCAGCCCCCCGUUAUUUCCGCCAGCCACUCCCCCUCCUGCCAGCCCUCCGCAAACCCCGCCAUUCCCUCCGCCAGCCACGCCCUCUGUUCCGCCCCCGGCCAUGUCCCCCGGCCCCGCCAAGGGACCCGCCACCGCCCCUGCAGUUACUCCUGCUCCGCCUUCCCUUCCGCCUCCUCUUGCCCCGCCGCCUGCUACUCCCCCUUCGCUUGCGCCUCCUUCGCUUGCGCCUCCUUCGCUUGCGCCCCCUUCGCUUGCGCCCCCUUCGCUUGCGCCCCCUUCGCUUGCGCCCCCUUCGCUUGCGCCCCCUUCGCUUGCGCCCCCUUCGCUUGCGCCCCCUUCGCUUGCGCCCCCUUCGCUUGCGCCCCCUUCGCUUGCGCCCCCUUCGCUCUCUCCUGCCCCGGUGCAGUCACCCACGCAUUCUCCGGCCCUUGCUUCUUCCCCCCCUCCCGCGAUCAUCCCUCCAGACCCCAGACCUUCCCCUCCCUUCUCCGCCUCCCCCGAAUCCCCCCCCUUACCUUACCCCCCAUCCCAGACUUCCCCCUCCCCCUCGUCGUCAUCCUUCCACAUAGGCGAUCUUUCCACGUCAGCAUCUGCCGCCGUCGUGUCAGCAUGUGCUGUCGCCGCGGCAGCCGCGCUUCUCGUCCUCAUUCUCCUCGUAUGCACGCGCUACUCCCGAACCUCCCCCCCCGCUGGUGCGCAUUUCCCCGCGUGGGGGCGGCGGAAAAUCCCGCCAGGCGCCGCAGCAGGUGGCGCAGACAGGACCACCAGCGCUGGCGGCAGUGGCGAAGGCGGUGGUGGUAACGAGGUAACUUCCCCUCGCCACCAUCGCGUGAAGGGGCCCUGGUCGCUGUGCUGCGGGUGCAGGGCCGCCCAGACCACCCCCACCAAUGACUCCCUUCCGCCAAGUCCCUGCGCCUGCUUGGAGGGAUGCGCGCGGAUUGCACUGCAAGGGGACGCGGUGAUUGCCAAGUGCGCGGGGUCCGCGCAUGCCGCCCCUCUCCGCGGGGCGUCCCCCGUCCCCCCCACUACCGACGUGUACCCUGUGCGAUCCCUCUGGUCGGAGUUCAACGAUGCUUCGAACGGGGAGAGUGGGAUUAUUGAGGAGCAUUAUAAGGAGGAUGGCAGCUGCAAGGGAAGGAAUAGUAGUGCGCCUGGAUCAUUCUCCUUCUUCGCUGCGAGCGAGGGCAAAGGCAAGGGCGAGGGUACGCGGUGGCCCCGCGACUUGGCGAUUCUGAGCUGGCUGCUCGGCGGGAAAGCCGCCGCAAAGGGCGCGGAUGGAAAGACCGGGUGCACAGGAGACAGUGGAACGGAUGAGGAAGCUGCUGCUUGCUGCGUGGGAGACCGCAGGGCCAGCUCGGGUGAUCUUUGUGGUUGUGAGAGGGGCGAUGAUGGAAGGGGGGCGACUGAAUACGGGAGGGGUACCAGUGUGGAGGAGGGUCGUAGCGGGAGUGUGGCAGUAGGUUGUACGGGUGCGACACCUUCUGGUGUGUCACCGUCCCGCCUUGCUGGUGCUGGUGCUGAUACAGAGGAUCUCUUUGUGGCCGAGGCGACGUGCUGUGAGACCGGUGGUGCGGACGGGAUGCGGGGGAGGAGGAGCGGCGCUGAGCGGGCGCAGGGGUGCGGGCAGCAGGGGAGGUUCGUGUGCAGCGCUGGCGCUGGGGGGAUCACGAGUGUGCGGUCGGGCAGUGGGAGGAGCUAUUCAAGGCGCACGCUGUCCUUGCUGCCCUUCAUCUCGGUUCCGGUCUGCCACCUGCCGUCGCCGCCCACCACUCCCCGCUCGGCUGCUGCUGCUGCUGCGGCUGCCGCUGCUGCUGCUGGUAGUGGUGCUGGUGCUUCGCUUGCUCCUGCUACGCGUUCUGCGGCUGCUGGUGCUGGUGCUGGUUCUGGUGCUGGUGCUGGUGCUGGUGCUGGUGCUGGUGCUGGUGCUGGUGCUGGUGCUGGUGCUGGUGCUGGUGCUGGUGCUGGUGGUGCUGCUGCGGCUGCGGGUAGCUCCCUGUCAUGGAUGCUGCCCCUGAUGCUCCUGUGGGGGAAAGGGGAGGAGGGAGAGGAGGAGGGGAGCGGGCAGAGAAGGGAUAGGGGAGGAGAGGUGGAGCAGGCGGAAGCUGCGGGUGAAAGGGAGGGAGAGUACGUUGCCGUUGCUAUUGAUUCCGAAGAUGAGGGGGAAGGGGAAGAAGAGGAGGAGGAGGAGGAGGGGGAGGAGGAGGAGGUGGAGGAGGAGGGGGAGGAGGAGGAGGUGGAGGAGGAGGGGGAGGAGGAGGAGGUGGAGGAGGAGGGGGAGGAGGAGGAGGUGGAGGAGGAGGGGGAGGAGGAGGAGGUGGAGGAGGAGGGGGAGGAGGAGGAGGUGGAGGAGGAAGAGGAGGAAGGUGAGGACGACGAAGAAGAGGAGGAGGAGGAAGUAGAUGAGGAGGGAAGGACAAGAGAGAUAGAGCAAGCGGUCAGUAAAAGUAAGGAGAGGGAGCAAGAGUGGCAGCAAGGAGCGGGUGUCCCAGUGAGAAAUGUGCCGCGCACCAGCUCGGCCUGUAGCCCUAGUAGCAACAGUCUAGUAAGCGGCCCUGGUACCAGCAACAUGUUUGGCGGUACGUUCACGAAAGACAGCAGCGUCAGUGGGGACACCAGCAGCAGCGUUACGAUCGCCACAGGUGGUUGUUACGGUGCUGCUCGUGCGGGUAGGCAAGGGAAGGACGGGGAGAGGAGAGGAGUGAGUGCGAGGGGAAGCAGGGGGCGCAGGGAGCUGAGGCGGGGAGAGGAGGGAGGCGCAGAGGGGAGGGGAGAGGAGCGGGUGCGUGUGAUGAGUCUGGCAGAAGUGAUGGCAGCAACUGAUGGGUUUGCAGAGGAGCGGGUGGUGUGUGAGGGGGAGUGCAGUGCGGUGUACAGGGGUGAGUGUCCGGUUACAGGGCAACCGUGGGCCGUGAAACGAGCAAGAAUGGAAAGACUGGGGACGGAAGCAGCAAGCAUGGGAGGAGGAGGGGAAGGAGAGGCAGGGAUGGCAACUCCAGGGAGGGAGGCCGAGGAAGAGGCCAGGCGUGUGACUGUAGAGAGUGUGAGGCUAGAAGAGGAGGUGAGGCGGGUGGCAUGGCUUCACCAUAAGCACAUGGUGCAGUUGGUGGGGUGCUGCGAGGAGCAGGGCGAGAGAAUUCUCAUUUUUGAGUUCCUCGCUGGAGGCACUCUAGCCUCUGUGCUGCAUGGAAACAGGAGUUGCGCUCAGAGCAAACUCAGCAGCACCUCCUCCCCAUCCGCAUCGCUGGCCGGCGUCCCUCCCUCUCCCUCGCUGUCUCUCCGGCAGCGGUUGGAUGUAGCUGUGGGUGUGGCCCAAGCGCUGCAGUACCUGCACACGGCAGCCAGCAAACCCCUGGCGAAUGGGAGGGUGUCCUCUCACCACUGAGCCAUCUGUUUUCUGGGGGUGCUUAUAACGAGUAUGAGGACGUGGACACGGAUGAUGAUGCCAUAGGGCCGCACCUGUGGCUGUCAAGAGAG
This is a messenger RNA of Closterium sp. NIES-67, 5156 nucleotides long. NCBI's taxonomy places the organism in Eukaryota, Viridiplantae, Streptophyta, Zygnematophyceae, Desmidiales, Closteriaceae. The record is from the annotation of a GenBank genome assembly.